AUGGAAACCGAAGCUGAUCUUGGUGACAAUGAGCUCAGCGCUUCAAUCAGCUGUAGAAGACGGUCGGCUUCAGUAUCGGACGACUAUUCUGUCCAGAAGACCAACGACGAUGCCACGGAAUCCAAGUUUUCAGCUGUCAAAGUGAGUAGAUCUCACUAUAUUAUGGCUUAUCUUAUGAAAUAUUGACAUAUAAUAUAUUUUUAAUAUGCAAAGGUUAAUUUACAUUGGGUUCAGUUUUGUAGAGUAACCAAACAAGUGGAUCCGCUUGUAUAUUUUAGAUUUUAAAACUAUGCGUUUCAGGUAGGAUACUGGGCAGAUUCUUUCAUCCACCACUUCAUCGUAAACCCAGAACAUAUCCACAGAAGAGCACCAGAGAUUCUGAGAGGUUAUUGGGCACGGCAUGCAGCUUUUGAACUGUCAUUGAAGAGAAUUUCCGAAGUGAGUCUUGUCUUAUAGGUAUUUUACUUGGAUUUCUCUAUAUUUUAAGAUUACGAAAGUUAUUUUUAUAAACAACUUGAUAAUAAAAUAAUAAGUUGCUUUGGAUGUUUUUACAAGAAAAGCUUGAGCUGUUAAUGAUUAUAUGGUUGUUUCAGUUAGCUGGAGAAAACCUUCAAAUUAUUAGUCUUGGAGCUGGGUUUGAUACCUUGUACUUCCGAUUGAAAGAGAGAGGUGUAGCUUUCAAAAAACUUGUAGAAGUGGACUUCAGUUCGGUUACAGCAAGGAAGAUCCGCACCAUUUCUAAAAAUGAACAUCUGGCCGCCAUGUUUGAUUCUACCUGUAAGUUUUUAAGGUUAUUUUUUUCUGUUUUUAGGCUUUUGGAAGAUGCGGCAGUAGUUUGAAGCUUUUCCUUUAUUUUGUUUAAUAAAUUACAACAGUGGCUUUUUUACAACGAAUUGUAUAAGUUUUUAUAAGGUUAACUAACUGUACGAUAAAGUUAUGUUUUCUGCAAGAAAACUUCUAAACAGUUACUUUCAGCCACUGAAUCCCAACACAGUGAUCUUCACUCUCGUGAUUAUGAUUUGCUUGGAGCUGAUAUUCGUCAACCUUCUGAAUUCUGGGCAAAGAUUGAAACUGCCGGAUUGGAUCCAUCAUUACCUGUUGUUGUGAUUGCCGAAUGUGUAUUGGUAUACCUUGAUGUCAAAGUGACUGAAAACUUGGUCAGAAAGUUUGCAGAAAAGUUCAAUGAACUUGUGUUUGUAAGCUACGAACAGGUACGUGAAUGUCAAAUAAAUCUGUAGAUUAUUAGCGUUUUAAUUUUUUCGUUGUCUUACUUGUGAUUUAAUGGCUUUUUUGUUACAAGAUGUUAUAUGUGUUUGUAAAGUUUGUUUGGACUAAUAAGUGAUAUUUACAGGUGAACAUGACGGACAAGUUCAGCGAUGUGAUGCAAGCUAACCUCCAGGAACGAGGUAUUCAUCUAGCUGGUUUGCCUUCUUGUAAUUCUUUGGAUUCUCAGAAGUCUCGGUUUCUCAACAAUGGAUAUCCGGUCGUUAACGCUUGGACGAUGCAAGAUCUGUAUGCUCAACACUUUAACAAAGAUGAGAUUGCCAGAAUCGAGAAGUUAGAGCUUUUGGACGAGCGAGAACUCUUGGCACAACUUUUGGAGCACUAUUGCUUGGUGUUGGCGGUCAAAACUAAUGGAUUGUUUGCAGGAUUGGUCUUCUGA
This is a messenger RNA of Bursaphelenchus okinawaensis, 1663 nucleotides long. Lineage: Eukaryota; Metazoa; Nematoda; Chromadorea; Rhabditida; Aphelenchoididae. The record is from the annotation of a GenBank genome assembly.